AUGUUUUAUUCAGAGACACUUCUUUCUAAAACUGGACCGCUUGCACGUGUUUGGCUCUCUGCCAACAUUGAGCGAAAGCUAUCAAAAAAUCAUGUCUUGCAAACAAACGUAAAAGAUAGCGUUGAAGCCAUUGUUACGCCAAACCAAGCACCUCUUGCACUUCGACUAAGCGGCCAGUUACUUCUUGGUGUAGUGAGAAUAUAUAGGCGAAAAGCUAAUUAUCUUUUGGACGACUGCAAUGAGGCCCUUUUAAAAAUAAAAAUGGCUUUCCAGACCUCUGGAAAUAAUGACAUGGCAGAAGGUAUCAAUUUGCCAUCACGUGAUGCCUUGAUGCUUCCCGACGUACUCACUGAAGGUGAUGUCCUUGAAAUGCCGCCUCUACCAGACGCCGCAAUUUUCCUUUCGCAAAUAGACGAUAACUCAAAUGCACGAAAGAAAAGGGCUGGCAGCAAGGAUAUCAAUUUGCAGGAAGACUUUGUAGCAAGUCAAUUCUUGCAAUCUAAUACUGAAAAUUACGAAGAUAUUCUAGAGCCCAUGGAUGAGCUUGAACUAGGACUUGACUUGGGCUUUGAUCAUGAUACCGAACCCCAAGGUGAUUCAAGUCUUGAAAUUGCGCGUUCCGCCCCAGACGAAAGAGAUGCAGGAGAUGACCUUCUCAGUAAAAUUGAUAUCCAAAUGCCCACAAAGGAUAGCUUUGAUACGGCGGAACGCGAUACAUCUCUGAACUUGGAAUUUGGAGAAGAUGGCAUACAAAUUGCGAACGAGGACAGUAUUCGGAUGAGUCACAAUGAUGAAGAUGUCGAAAUGUAUAUGGGUGACGAUCAAAAUAUUGGUCUAUCCACUGUGCCACUUAUUCAACCCGAAAGAAUCUCUGAAUCACCUCUGUCAGAUAUCGAUGAUGUUUUGACCGCCAACGCCGAAGCUGAACGUGAACAUAACAAUAACGCAACGUUUGAUGAAAACAGAAGGGUUGACGAGGAAAUUCCUGAAAUAUCGCUAGCCCGCAAGCCAGCACAAAGAGCUCGUCGUCAACGCCAAUUGCAACCUGAUCCAACUACUGAACUGAGCAGCGCUCAAAUAAAAAGCCAGCAAACAAAUAGAGACAAAAUCCUUCAUACCCAAUCACUUCUUCCACGUGAACCCAGGUUAAUCGCACUGAUGCACAUGCAAAAAACUGGUGCAUUUGUCUCUAAUAUAAUAAGUGGAUAUCGAAGUGAUUUCUGGGCUCCAGAGCUUCGUGGGAUGCUUUCUUUAGGCUCCAUCCAAACUCUCAAGCGAAAACGUAACACUGAAAACAACAACACGGAUAUCACUGAAGAUCAGGGGUCACCUACCAAGCUUCGUCUUGAUCUCGGCGAAGACGAGGCUAUGAAUAUCUCAAGAUCUGAUAACGACGCAACCCAAUUACCUCCGAUUAACGAGAUUGAAACAACCGUCAUUGAACAAGAUUCUGCUGCCAUAGGUAUUAUCGGUGAAGAUGUUACUGCACCUGUAUAUGACGACGAACCGGAAAAUAUAUCUAGUCAUGAAGAAGCUCACCCACCAACCGAGGAAUUAGAUGAAUCUAUUGCUCUACAAAAUCAUACGAGCGAAUUAGAACCUAUGUCUGUAGCAACCAAGCAUGCUGUACACCUACUUCGUGAUUAUUUCGGUGACGAAGCUACUGAACCCCCCGCCCAUGGACCGGAAAUGAGUGUUCUUUUUGAGGACCUUUUACCAACAGAAUCUGUCAGUCGUGCGAGUGCAACCAAAAUAUUUUUUGAAACGCUUAUUCUCGGCACAAAAGAUGCUAUUAAGAUUGAGCAACCAAAGACAAGUCUCGGAGCUUCGAUUUGUAUUCGACCCAAGCCUGGUCUUUGGAGUGCAUGGGCAGAACGUGAGAUUAAUGGUGAUGACAAGGCCCAGGAGAAUGAAGAAGCCGAUACCGCAUCUGAAAUUACAUAA
This is a messenger RNA of Blumeria graminis f. sp. triticale, 1944 nucleotides long. Lineage: Eukaryota; Fungi; Ascomycota; Leotiomycetes; Helotiales; Erysiphaceae. The record is from the annotation of a GenBank genome assembly.